AAAUCAACUCCUCUUUUCACCAACUCAUACAUUACAUCUUUCUUCUUUUAAUCUUUCCAAAGAAACCAGAUUUCUGUUUUCAAAACACUUUUUCUCUAAAUGGCUUCCAACUCCAUGAGUUCUAACGCUUCUUGGACACGUAAGGAAAACAAACUAUUUGAAAGGGCUUUGGCUAUAUAUGACCAGGACACUCCAGACCGUUGGCAUAACGUUGCUAGAGCAGUUGGUGGGAAAUCAGCUGAUGAAGUAAGGAGACACUACGAGCUCCUCAUAAGGGAUGUCAAUGACAUUGAGUCAGGGCGUUAUCCGGAUCCUACUUACCGUUCAAAUGGGAACUGAAAGCACUCAAGCUACUCAAAAUGGUUCCUCUGAAACCAAAAUGGUUCCGAAACCAGAAACAAACAGAGAGCAUCCAAACAAAGAUAUAUCAAAUGUAUUUACUUAUUUUGUGUUAUAUAUGCGACUAUGUAAGAA
Messenger RNA from Eruca vesicaria subsp. sativa (arugula), 474 nucleotides. Lineage: Eukaryota; Viridiplantae; Streptophyta; Magnoliopsida; Brassicales; Brassicaceae. The record is from the annotation of a GenBank genome assembly.